Messenger RNA from Drosophila mauritiana, 1607 nucleotides. It is a transcript of the gene Eno, whose product is annotated as enolase. Gene Ontology annotation, biological process: glycolytic process. Lineage: Eukaryota; Metazoa; Arthropoda; Insecta; Diptera; Drosophilidae. The coding region runs from base 16 to 1518 and encodes 500 amino acids. The transcript is spliced from 2 exons. The record is from RefSeq and is a predicted model, not a curated record. Gene Ontology annotation, cellular component: phosphopyruvate hydratase complex. Gene Ontology annotation, molecular function: magnesium ion binding; phosphopyruvate hydratase activity.
UGACACAUUCAAGCCAUGUCUUGGACCGCUUCAGUUUUAUGGAGGACUUCCACCACUAGCAUGAAGUUUCUGCGUCUGCGCUGGCCUCUCCCCAGAAUUCCCCAGAAUAAAUCGGCAAGCGUUGCGCCGCGUUUCAGAAGCAAAUCAGCAGUCAGCCAGCUCUCAUCUGGAUUUAAAUUUGUGCAGAUCCGAAAAAGUACUUGUGACAGCAACGAGAUGACCAUCAAAGCGAUCAAGGCCCGUCAGAUCUACGACUCCCGUGGCAACCCCACCGUGGAGGUCGACCUGACCACCGAGCUGGGACUCUUCCGCGCCGCCGUGCCCUCCGGCGCCUCCACCGGCGUCCACGAGGCCCUGGAGCUGCGCGACAACGACAAGGCCAACUACCAUGGCAAGUCGGUGCUGAAGGCCGUGGGCCAUGUGAACGACACCCUGGGCCCCGAGCUGAUCAAGGCCAAUCUGGAUGUGGUUGACCAGGCGUCCAUCGACAACUUCAUGAUCAAGUUGGACGGCACCGAGAACAAGAGCAAGUUCGGAGCCAACGCCAUCCUGGGCGUUUCCCUGGCCGUGGCCAAGGCCGGAGCCGCCAAGAAGGGCGUGCCCCUGUACAAACACAUCGCCGAUCUGGCUGGCAACAAGGAGAUCAUCCUGCCGGUGCCCGCUUUCAACGUGAUCAACGGCGGCAGCCACGCCGGCAACAAGCUGGCCAUGCAGGAGUUCAUGAUCCUGCCCACCGGCGCCACCAGCUUCACAGAGGCCAUGAAGAUGGGCUCCGAGGUGUACCACCACCUGAAGAACGUGAUCAAGGCCAAGUUCGGUCUGGACGCCACCGCCGUGGGCGAUGAGGGCGGCUUCGCCCCCAACAUCCAGUCCAACAAGGAGGCUCUGAACCUGAUCAGCGAUGCCAUCGCCAAGGCCGGAUACACCGGCAAGAUCGAGAUCGGCAUGGACGUGGCCGCCUCCGAGUUCUACAAGGAUGGCCAGUACGAUCUGGACUUCAAGAACGAGAAGAGCGACAAGUCCCAGUGGCUGGCCGCCGACAAGCUGGCCGACCUGUACCAGGAGUUCAUCAAGGACUUCCCCAUCGUCUCGAUUGAGGAUCCCUUCGACCAGGACCACUGGGAGGCCUGGUCCAACCUGACCGGCUGCACCGAUAUCCAGAUCGUGGGCGAUGAUCUGACCGUGACCAACCCCAAGCGCAUUGCCACCGCCGUGGAGAAGAAGGCCUGCAACUGCCUGCUCCUGAAGGUCAACCAGAUCGGCACCGUGACCGAGUCCAUUGCCGCCCAUCUGCUGGCCAAGAAGAACGGCUGGGGCACCAUGGUCUCCCACCGUUCCGGCGAGACCGAGGACUCGUUCAUCGGUGACCUGGUCGUCGGUCUGUCCACCGGCCAGAUCAAGACCGGAGCUCCUUGCCGCUCGGAGCGUCUGGCCAAGUACAACCAGAUCCUGCGCAUCGAGGAGGAGAUCGGCGCUGGUGUCAAGUUUGCCGGCAAGUCGUUCAGGAAGCCGCAGUAAGCGCAGGCCACUUCGAAAUUCCAACCACACCACCAGCCCCAUCGAAUGAGAUCUGGAUCUUGGAGAGGGAGCUGGACGCAGUAGAUCCA